UCAUUGAAACUGAAAUGGUAAUCGUUCGUACAGUGUAAUUAGUGAAAUUAUUUUGAAUUACUUUAUUUCAUUUGCUAGUAUAUAUAUUAAAUAAAAAUAGUAGAUAGUAAAUUAAUUGGUGCUCAGUGACCUCCAGAUCUUUAUUUAAAUUGAUUAUCGUUACCAUUACUAUUAGCAAACCAGCCGUGGCUUGUGACGAGGAGACAGAUUAUUAUUUAUUUAAUAAUUUUAAAUAAAUAAAAAAAUGUUUACGAUACAUCAAAUAAAGUAUAAGGAAUUCCUUUCGUCUUGAAUCCUCUAUGUCAAGAGACGGCAUCGCGAGCGCUAUGAGCGGUAGCAGGUGACGGCGCGGCGGCGCGGGGACGGGCGCGAUGGCGCCCUCGGGCCGGUGACGGUAGCAGCCAUGGCGGAGGCGGAGGGCGCGGGGCAGCCGGAUGCGGUGCUGCUGGCGCCCCUGUCCGAGGACACGUUCCUGCACAACCUGCACGUGCGCUACAAACGAGACAUAAUAUACACGUACGUGGGCAACGCGCUGGUGUCAGUGAACCCGUGCCGCGCGCUGCCGCUGUACUCGGCGGAGCUGGUGCGCGCGUACCUGGCGCGCCCGCCCUACCAGUUGCCGCCGCACCUGUACGCGAUCACGGCCACGGCGUACCGCUGGGUGCGCGACAGGAACGAGAGCCAAUGUAUAGUGAUCACGGGCGAGAGCGGCGCGGGCAAGACGGAGGCGGCGCGGGUAUGUCUGCAGUGCGCCGUGCUGGCCGGCGCGCCCUGCGCCCCCGCGGCCGCGCCGCUGCAGCGCGCGUGGGAGCACUACCGCGUGCUGCGCGCGUGCAGCGGCUGCGGCUGCAGCGCGCGUGGGAGCACUACCGCGUGCUGCGCGCGUGCGUGUGUGCGUGCGUGUGUAGCGGGCGUGAGCGUGUGUGUGUCCCCAGAGCGGCUGCGGCUGCAGCGCGCGUGGGAGCACUACCGCGUGCUGCGCGCGUGCAGCGGCUGCGGCUGCAGCGCGCGUGGGAGCACUACCGCGUGCUGCGCGCGUGCGUGUGUGCGUGCGUGUGUAGCGGGCGUGAGCGUGUGUGUGUCCCCAGAGCGGCUGCGGCUGCAGCGCGCGUGGGAGCACUACCGCGUGCUGCGCGCGUGCAGCGGCUGCGGCUGCAGCGCGCGUGGGAGCACUACCGCGUGCUGCGCGCGUGCGUGUGUGCGUGCGUGUGUAGCGGGCGUGAGCGUGUGUGUGUCCCCAGAGCGGCUGCGGCUGCAGCGCGCGUGGGAGCACUACCGCGUGCUGCGCGCGUGCAGCGGCUGCGGCUGCAGCGCGCGUGGGAGCACUACCGCGUGCUGCGCGCGUGCGUGUGUGCGUGCGUGUGUAGCGGGCGUGAGCGUGUGUGUGUCCCCAGAGCGGCUGCGGCUGCAGCGCGCGUGGGAGCACUACCGCGUGCUGCGCGCGUGCAGCGGCUGCGGCUGCAGCGCGCGUGGGAGCACUACCGCGUGCUGCGCGCGUGCGUGUGUGCGUGCGUGUGUAGCGGGCGUGAGCGUGUGUGUGUCCCCAGAGCGGCUGCGGCUGCAGCGCGCGUGGGAGCACUACCGCGUGCUGCGCGCGUGCAGCGGCUGCGGCUGCAGCGCGCGUGGGAGCACUACCGCGUGCUGCGCGCGUGCGUGUGUGCGUGCGUGUGUAGCGGGCGUGAGCGUGUGUGUGUCCCCAGAGCGGCUGCGGCUGCAGCGCGCGUGGGAGCACUACCGCGUGCUGCGCGCGUGCAGCGGCUGCGGCUGCAGCGCGCGUGGGAGCACUACCGCGUGCUGCGCGCGUGCGUGUGUGCGUGCGUGUGUAGCGGGCGUGAGCGUGUGUGUGUCCCCAGAGCGGCUGCGGCUGCAGCGCGCGUGGGAGCACUACCGCGUGCUGCGCGCGUGCGUGUGUGCGUGCGUGUGUAGCGGGCGUGAGCGUGUGUGUGUCCCCAGAGCGGCUGCGGCUGCAGCGCGCGUGGGAGCACUACCGCGUGCUGCGCGCAGCGGCUGCGGCUGCAGCGCGCGUGGGAGCACUACCGCGUGCUGCGCGCGUGCGUGUGUGCGUGCGUGUGUAGCGGGCGUGAGCGUGUGUGUGUCCCCAGAGCGGCUGCGGCUGCAGCGCGCGUGGGAGCACUACCGCGUGCUGCGCGCGUGCAGCGGCUGCGGCUGCAGCGCGCGUGGGAGCACUACCGCGUGCUGCGCGCGUGCGUGUGUGCGUGCGUGUGUAGCGGGCGUGAGCGUGUGUGUGUCCCCAGAGCGGCUGCGGCUGCAGCGCGCGUGGGAGCACUACCGCGUGCUGCGCGCGUGCGUGUGUGCGUGCGUGUGUAGCGGGCGUGAGCGUGUGUGUGUCCCCAGAGCGGCUGCGGCUGCAGCGCGCGUGGGAGCACUACCGCGUGCUGCGCGCGUGCGUGUGUGCGUGCGUGUGUAG
Messenger RNA from Spodoptera litura, 2428 nucleotides. The record is from RefSeq and is a predicted model, not a curated record. NCBI's taxonomy places the organism in Eukaryota, Metazoa, Arthropoda, Insecta, Lepidoptera, Noctuidae.